AUGACUGCACACCUAAGCCCUUCAAACAUAGCUUUGAGAACUAAGCUACUGCAGCUGGAGUGUCACUUCACCUGGGAUCUGGCCAAAGAAAGUGCAGACCUGUCAAAUCUUCAGACCAGGCUGGAGGAACAAAUAGAUCUGGACCUAGGCAAGAAAGCUGGGGCAAUCCGAUCACAUUGUUUUUUGGCCUAUGUCAGGUACCUGCAAGGAUUCCCAGAAGAUGCCUUCACAAACUUGCUCAAAUCAGAAGAGAAGGGAAGGGAAUACCAUGGUGAUAAUUUUGAGCGAUUUCUCAUCGUCACCUAUGGCAACCUUGCCUGGCUACACUAUCACCGAGGAUCAUAUACCCAGUGUGAGAGCUACUUGGAAAAGCUUGUUAGUAUAAAAGAGAAGUUCCCCACUGCGUCACCGACUAAGCUUCACCCAGAUGUCUAUGGUCAGAAGGGCUGGACCUAUCUCAAGUUCGCCUACAAGUACUGCGAGAGAGCAAAGCACUGUUUUGAAAAAGCCUUGGAGCUGGAGCCAGAUGAAAGUGAGUGGAACACUGGCUACGCCAUCGCUCUCUAUCGCACAGAAGAUUACAAUACAAUACCAGAGGACUCGCUAGCGGUGAGGCAACUCCGACGAGCCAUUGAGCUAAACCCAGAAGAUGCUGUUCUAAAGGUGUUUCUUGGCCUGAGACUGACUGUAUUCAAAGAGCACGAUGAGGCUGAGAGGCUGAUCGAGGAAGCUCUCGAGAUGGAUCCUAGCAACCCCCAUGUGAUUCGCUACGUCGGGAAAUAUCUCCGCCACAGUGGCUCUGUAGACCAUUCCAUUGCACUGCUCAAGAGAGCUGUGGAGCGUACCAAUGAUUCGGCCUUCCUUCAUCAUCAGCUAGCUCUGUGCUACAGGUCGAAGAAGAAUGACUUGUUCCGUACAGGAGGUGCCUGGGGCAAGAAACGUGAAGUCAGACAGCUUAUCACUCAGUGCAUCCAUCACCUGCAACUGGCUACAACACUGAAGUCUAACUUCAUUUUAGCCAUGGCUGAUCUUGCCCUGCACUAUGCGGAGAAUGAAGAAAUUGCCCGGGCAGAAGAGAUGUUCCAGGACACAUUCAAAGCAGCAACGGAGAACCACGAAAAGAUGAAUGUGGUACACCGUUUCUAUGGUGAGUUCCAGCAGUACCAUAAAAAAUCCCAAACACUAGCUAUCAAGCACUACAAAGAGUGUUUGUCACUGGGGUUCAAUUCAUUUGAAGGGAGUAGGAGUGCCCUUUCCCUGAAGAAGAUGGCAGAGAAGCGUCUGGACAGAAACCCUAGAGAUGGAGAAGCCUUUGGGAUUCUGGGAUUCGUCCACAGGGCAGAGGGAGAGGAGCGCCAGGCAUUGGAGUGCUACGAGAAAGCUCUGCAGUUUGAUUUUAACAAUGACGAGUAUCUCAGUGCCCUAUGUGAUCUUCGCUUGUCUUUGCAGUAACUCGCCUUCUGUGUCAUAUCAAUAUAAGCUAAUAAUUACAACC
This is a messenger RNA of Sardina pilchardus (European sardine), 1495 nucleotides long. Its product is annotated as interferon-induced protein with tetratricopeptide repeats 5-like. Gene Ontology annotation, molecular function: protein binding. Gene Ontology annotation, biological process: defense response to virus. The transcript is spliced from 2 exons. The record is from RefSeq and is a predicted model, not a curated record. Bases 1 to 1452 code for a protein of 483 amino acids. Gene Ontology annotation, cellular component: cytosol. NCBI's taxonomy places the organism in Eukaryota, Metazoa, Chordata, Actinopteri, Clupeiformes, Clupeidae.